AUGCUCGCAAAUCAAUGGGUUCUUCUACUCAUUGUGCUGGCUUUCUAUGGUCUGGCAGGUGCACAGGAUGCGAAUCCAGAAGUGACGACUGAAGCAGCACCGGUUGAAGCAACAACGCCGACGUCACAGGAACAACUUUACGAAGAGGUGAAGAAGUCAUUUAUUCCGAAGUUGAACAAGUAUCGGCGAGAAGUUGCAAAGAGGUUGAAUUGGACGAAUAUGAAUGAAUUGGUAUACGGGGAAGUCGAAGGAUAUCACGACUCUCUUUAUUCAUAUAAUCUUACACUUGAUGGCCUACUGACUGAAAUAAUUGAAGAGUCUGAAGAAGAAAUGCAGAAAGCGUUGAAUGAGAAAAAAACGCUUUGCCAAGAUAAGGAUGGUGUUAAUGGAUUUUGUCCCGACCAUAUCAAUCCCGAACCAAAAGCCGUUAGCUGUGAUUAUGUAUGCUAUGGAUAUUGCACAAAAUAUGAUUUAACAUGCUAUUUGACUCCGACAAGCAACACGGCCUGGUGGAAGAACCAAACAAUCGGAGAACCAGGAUCCGCCUGCGACCCAGACCGGUACAAUAUUGAUGGUCUCUGCUCUUUGAAUCCUCCAACCACUACCACAACUACUACAGUGAAACCGCCUCCAGCUACCCCGAAGCCAGCCAAGGAGAAGGAUCCGAAAAAGGCGGAUGGAUCCUCGGAUGAUGGAGAUGGUGGAGAUCUAAAAUCUAAGGAAUCUGGAAAUGCUGACUCGUCUUGUGCCACAUUCCCCAAUCUCGUCGCCAUUUGCAUUGUGUCCAUUGUCACUUACUCGGGAACUCUUUUGUAUUGAAUAGAAUGGAAUGAAGGAUUU
This is a messenger RNA of Caenorhabditis elegans, 840 nucleotides long. RefSeq lists its product as uncharacterized. Bases 1 to 819 code for a protein of 272 amino acids. Lineage: Eukaryota; Metazoa; Nematoda; Chromadorea; Rhabditida; Rhabditidae. The transcript has 3 exons. The record is from RefSeq and is marked reviewed.